UUUUGCGUCCAAUUUUUAUUUUAAGGGAUGUCAUAAGUCUCAUAACUCAUAACCUUUGGCGGGCCGGUUCGACUUUCUAAAUGUCGGCCGGCGAGUCUUCUCAUCUUCCUACUUCACAUCCAAUUUUUUUUUCUUACUUCCAAAUUUCUUCGUCAAUUUCUUUCCUAGUUUUUCUCUAAUUUUCCCGCAAUAUCGGAUUUUUUUUUACCCUUUUUUCUUUCUUUCCAUUUCAUUUUGGGUUUAUUUCUAGACAGAUUUUUCUCUAUUCUUUUGAACUUUUUUUGUUUCAAUCCAUUUUUUUUCCUUCAUUUUGGGCGAUUUCUUCCUCUGUAAUAAUUCUGGGUUAAGGUUAGUUUUCUGAUUUGUGUUGAAUUUGAUUUUGGUUUAUGUUCAUUAAUUUUGUGUUUAUGUUUGUUAUAAUAAUCUGAAACUGGGUAUUAUUGAAUUCUGGGUUAUAAAUACUUUGAUGAUUUUGGUUUACUUUUUACUAAUGGAAGAUGGGUUUCAGAGUAAUAGAAGUUGUUGGCAUUUUUAAUGUUAAAAUAAUGGAGAAUGAAUAAUUAUUGUCUUAUUUUUAUGAUAAUAAUUUGGUUAUAUUUGUCAUUAUUUCGCUUGUAUGGAAUCACUGUGUAACCACUUUCUUUUGCUUUAGUGAAUUUUAGUUAUAUAAUGGGUUUUCUCUACAAUGCACCCUUUUAUUAUAGUCUUCCGAAAUUUCUUUUUUCGUCCAAAUCCUCGUAUUUUCCCAUCAUAUAUAUCCGACCGUUACUUUAGAACCCGACCCUAAAAUAAAUCUAGAUAGAAUAAAGGUCCCUUUAUAAUAUAGGGAUUUUUAAAUUAUAGAGAAAUGUUCUUACUAUAGGUUAUGUUUGAUGUUUAAUAUGAAAGUAAUAAAUGCAGAAAAUUCUAUUUAGUGGGUUAUGUUUUUGAUUAUUGUAUGUUGUAGGAAUUUGCUUUUUAAGUGAGUUUCUGGGUGGCUUCUUUUGCAAAUUUAAUGUGUGUUUAGUAGAGCAUUAUAUUUGUCUUUUCUAGCUCUUAUUUGAUAAAAAAUAAAUAAUGAAAGUAUGAGUUGUAAUUAGUGUAUGCUGUCUCUGGCAUGUUGCAAUUAUGGUUUCAAAGAGAUUUAUGUUAGAUAUAUAGAGUGUGGGUCUAGAAGUGUGCGGUGCUAAUUUGUGUUCUUCAUACCUUUUUUUUUUUUUUUUAUCAACUAAAGGUGCAUGUAUGAUGAAUUAUGAUACGUUUCGUGGAAUUUUCGUGUUGAUUUGUCCUGUCAUUGUCAUGCAUCUAGGGUGUUGAAGCUUGUAUAUGGUAGCAGUUGGGUUACUACACUGGGAAAUGGCAGCAGAAAGAAAUGCGUCGAGUGUUCUUGCAAGGUUGAUGGGUAUUGAUAAACCAUCAAACUUGAAUACUGCACAUCAAAGGCAUAAAGUACUCUCUCAGAACUAUCAUCAGAAUAUUGCUUCAGUUGGUAAAAGGGAGAAAGCAUUCUUGUGUUCGGAUGAAGCUGAUUCUUACAUGGAGGAAAGUGAAGAUACAGCUAACUAUUUAGGAGGAGCAAGUGUGAUUGAUUACCAGAGUUUGCUUUGUCGAACUGAGAAGUCCUUUCUUGCUGGAAAUUCACGUUCAUCAUCUAAUUCCUCAUCUAGUGACCGGAAACGAAAAUUAUCUGUGUCUGAGGGGAAUAAAGGAAUGCGUUUUCAAGGGAGGAAAGCGAAUGGCUCCUAUAACAGCUUAAAGUCUCCAACUCAAGGCUCUUUGUCAUCUCAGGAAAUAGCAAAGCAAAUUACUGGUCAAGUAAAGCAUAGUAUAUGGCAUAGUUGUGCAGAGUUAUCCAGUUCAAGGCCUAGAGGUGAAAAGAGUUCUGAAAAUGAUGAGGAAAAAGUGACUUUAUCUGCUCGUUUAAGUGAUUCAGAGAAAAAACAUGAAGCAUUGUCUUUCAAUUCAGCUGGUGGAUCUUCUAGCAGGGGAUCUCAGACAGUCAGUAAACAGAUCUCAGAAAGGUACAGAGCAAGGAAAUGCUCCCAGGAGGUUAGCACAUCUUGUGGAAGCAGCAAAAUCCUAGAUGAAGUGUUUGUUACAAGUAGUAAUGGAAGUAAUACUGUCCUCAACACCAGUAAUGGGAAUUUAAACACUCCUUUACAUAAUGACAAUGUGAAUGUUUGUCCGGUGUCUGCUGCCAGAUAUUUGUCCAAACCAACACGUUUUCCUUCUGCUUGGGUUCCCAGAAGCAGAGUAAGGCAAUUUACUUUUGAUAAAAGUUGGUGUUUGAGACCAGGAAAGUGGGAUAGAAAGCAAUGCGAUGACUCAGAGAAGGACAAUAUUGGGCCUAAAGAUGUACAAUCAACAUCUGAAUGUACUAGCUUAGACUCAGAGAAGCCAUGCAUUCAUCAUGCAGCUUCCAUAAUCCUUAACGAUUCAGUUGAGCACGUGGGACAUAAGUCGCAUGAACAAACUUUUACAUUGAUCAAUUCUGUAAAUUACACGGCUUUUUCAGAUUUAGAGAGUCCUGCUUAUCACGAGGCUCACAUAAUCCUGAAUGAGAUUAAGGAAAGGCAUCUAGAGAAGGUUGUUUCUCAAAACAACACUGUUGAAUCCUUGUCUACAGAUUGUAAUUUAGCUUUGGAGACAGAGGACCUUUCUGAUGAUGAGCAUAAAAGAGUGAACUUGUCUAGUGAAGUUAGAAGGGAGAUUUUGUCAGCUAAGUCAACUUCAUGCAUUUUGUUGGGAGAUCAAGAAUCUUGGAAGCACCAGUUAAAAAAGAAAGACAAGGCUGCUGAGCCAAGGUCUCCUGUGAGUUCAUUGGAAGGCCCAGAAGGUUGCAUGCAUAUUCCAAAUAUAUCUGUGGAGGCAGCGGGACAUUUGUCUGAUCAAGUAGAGAACGAUUGCCAAGGUUUGCAAAGAAAGCUUCAACUCAUAGAAACCAUGUCUUUAGAAUCAGGAUCAGAGGGACCUGAGAUGGUAGUAUCUAGUGAGGGGGGCGAUUAUGAAGAUUCAGUUGGUUUAUAUCAGAAUGAUCCACAAAUAAUGGAAGUAUAUCAAACUUUAAUCAAAGAAAGCUUGGAUUUCUCAUAUGUAGUUGAUGUGUUGGUGGAGUCAGGUCUUCAAAUGAUGGACUUGGAGAUGGAAAGCAAAACUUGGUGUUUACGUGGUUAUGUCUUGGAACCUUUAGUGUUUGAUGAGUUAGAGAAGAAGUAUGGCAAGCAUAUGCCAUGGGAAAAGUCAGAAAGACGGCUUUUAUUUGAUCGCUUAAACUUGGGGCUCUUGGAGAUUGUCAAACCUUCUGUUGGCCUGAGUACAUGGAAGAAACCUGUAGCGAAAAGGUUUUGUCAAAGGCAAAAAAGUCAGGAGCUCAUUGUGGAAGACCUGUGGUCGUUGCUGGUCAACCAGCAAGAGGAUAUUAAGAGGAAACCUGAUAAAGUGUGUAAAAAGGAGAUUGAAUGGUUAGAUUUAGAAGAGGAAACAGAUUUGAUAGUACAAGAAAUACAAAGUUUGCUGAUAGACGAAUUUAUAGAGGAGUUUGUGAGUGGGGAAUUUUCUUUUUGUUGAACGCGUGUUCGUGUAGAUAGGUUUAGUCAUUGAAAUUGUACAAAAUACAUUUUUCUGCAGAACGUAUUUGUAGAGUCUGCAUACUGAGGGACAAGCAUAUAGGAGUUAGUGACUUUUCACUUGAGGGGAACUACUAUUGAUUGAUUUUAGCACACAUUUUUUGAGUCAUUGUUAAAGAUUAAGUUGAUAAGGUUUUGCAAUGAUAGCUUCAUUCUUGUAUAAAGCACAUUUUUCAUAAAGUUUGUUGAAAGUGAAAUAUAGUGAUUGUUUUUCCUGUAA
Messenger RNA from Chenopodium quinoa (quinoa), 3825 nucleotides. RefSeq lists its product as uncharacterized. The coding region runs from base 1306 to 3546 and encodes 746 amino acids. NCBI's taxonomy places the organism in Eukaryota, Viridiplantae, Streptophyta, Magnoliopsida, Caryophyllales, Amaranthaceae. The transcript has 3 exons. The record is from RefSeq and is a predicted model, not a curated record.